AUGCUAAAUAUUUUUAUGAUUUCGUUUUCCGUCAAUCAGCAUGCACGUAUUUUCAGUGCGUUAGCUACAAACACAAAGCGUAAUGCACGUGCUUUAGUUAUUGGGUCAGGCAGUGGAUACCUCACAGCAGCUCUAUCGAUUUUGACUGGUUACACUGGUGUCACUUUUUCAACUCAACCUAACAAAGCAUUAACCGAUCUGGCUAAGAACAAUGUUAAAAAUUGGCUGAAACAUAAUAAGUUAGGUGUUAAAUUCGGUUUAGAAUUGGGAAAACAAAUAAUAUUUACAUCCGAUGGUGAUAAAACUGCUUGGUCAACAAAUGGACCGUAUGAUUUUAUUUUUGUUCGUACAAAGGAUGGUUCUGUUGUGCCUGAAUUGAAAAAACUGCUGAACCGCGAUGGUCGUCUAGUUUGUUUGCAGGGACCUGAUUGGGGAAAACAGAAAUUGUAUCUCAUACUUUAUUCGCAUUAUGGUAUCUAUCAGGAGUCAUUUUUGAUGAAUGUCGAAUAUAAUGCACCUCCUGACAAACAGCCACCACCUGCACCUACGCCAGCGCCUCCAGCGAAGCCUAAAGAAGAAACUAAAGUUGAAUCUAAAGAAGAAACUAAAGAUGAGUCUAAAGAAACCAGUGAUGUGCCUAAAAGAGAUACUAUUUAUGUGCCUCAAGUAGAAAGUACUGAUGUAGCUGAAGAAUACAUGAUUGAUGCAUAUGCAGAAGAACCGUUUUUUGAACCUGGCGUAUUUGAUCCUGACUACUUCGAACAUACAUCAAUGCAAGUUAAACGCAUUCCAGACAGUAAAGUACUCUUCUCACUUUCUAUAUCCAUCAUCUUAUUCAUGUCAUUAUUCUGA
Trichobilharzia szidati is the source of this 852-nucleotide messenger RNA. NCBI's taxonomy places the organism in Eukaryota, Metazoa, Platyhelminthes, Trematoda, Strigeidida, Schistosomatidae. The record is from the annotation of a GenBank genome assembly.